Lizanozyma spartinae is the source of this 966-nucleotide messenger RNA. RefSeq names its product signal peptidase complex subunit (gene SPC3). Gene Ontology annotation, cellular component: signal peptidase complex; membrane. Bases 1 to 966 code for a protein of 321 amino acids. NCBI's taxonomy places the organism in Eukaryota, Fungi, Ascomycota, Pichiomycetes, Serinales, Debaryomycetaceae. The record is from RefSeq and is a predicted model, not a curated record. The transcript has a single exon. Gene Ontology annotation, biological process: protein targeting to ER.
AUGUUUAACCUUGUCAAUCGGUUCCAAGGGGUGGCCAACAAGUUGAUGACGGUGGCACUCGUGGUAUCGGGAUUCAUUAUUGCCAUCACGUACCUUCAAUUGUACAAGGAAGACGUGUGGAAUUUACAUACCGCAUCCAUGAACCACAUUGAGCCAAGUGCCAAUGUUAGGGUUUCAAGACUAUUUGGAGCCAUUGAGGGGAAGCCCAAGGAGAACUCGAAGCUUACGUUUGAUUUGGACGCAGAUUUAACUUCCCUUUUCAAGUGGAACACCAAACAAGUGUUUGUGUAUUUAACUGCUGAAUACGAUGGGAAGGGUCCAGAAGCUUCUAAUCGAGUUACUUAUUGGGAUAAGAUCAUUACGUCUAAAAAUGAUGCAUAUUUGCGGUUAAGAAAGGCCAGAGGGAAAUAUUCCGUUUGGGACGUGGAAAAGUCAUUCCGUAACCGGGAAGCUAAACUUCGGUUGGAAUGGAAUAUCCAGCCUUGGAUUGGUCCGUUAAUGUAUGGAGAAAUUGAUACUGGAUCCACAUUCACGUUUGCUAAGACAGACAAAAAUAAGAAUAAGAAUAAGAACAAGAAUAAGAAUAAGAAUGAUAAGACCAAGUCCAAGACUGAAUCUACGGAAGACUUAAAGAUGAAGAUAAAGAAGAAGAUUGAAGUUGAAGUUGAACAAGAUUCGGAAAAACUAGAACGGAUAAUUUCAAAAGUGUCUGAAAAAUUAGAUAAGAAUAUGAAUUCGGAUAAUAUUAAUACGGAGAAUCAUCAUACGGAAAAUAAUGAUGCAAGUACAAACGUGGCGGAAUCUGUCUCAUCACAACCUGUCUCAAUGGAACAAGUAUCACCAAAUGAAGCAGAGUCAGUUCCUGAUCCAGAACCAAUUGAUGAAGUACCAGAGUCUCCUGAAAGUAACCCAUCAGAGUCCGAGUUGGUUCCCGAUGCUACUCCGAUUCCCGAACAAGAUGCCUAA